UGAAGUGUAGCUUUCUUCUAAAAACAUUUUUUUUAACAAAUUAGCCCAAUGGCUGUUUAAAGAUGGCACACUUUCUUUUCUUCUUUUUCUGAAAAAGUGUAGUCUCAUGGAGCAAGCCAUUUUAUAGAUUUAGUAAAAGUUUUAUAGAGAAAGACUGUCAAGUAAUGAUUUGAGUCAAAAUGGAGGCCCCUUACAAAUUAUUGUGUUCUGAAUUAACAGAGGACAUUCUGUUAAAGACUUACCGUGAGCAACUCAAUUUCCUAACAAAGAAGAACCUGCUGGUAAAAGAAAAAACCGUCUACGCCAAACUUGGAGAAAACAGAGAUUUGUGCAUCAAAAAAGCUCUUGCGGCACCAGGAAUCAACACAAACGACGAAAGGGUUGCUGUGACCGAUAACUUCUUGUGCACCGGUGGUGUGUCUGAGUACAGAGAUCACAUAGGAUGCAGAGGGGAUUCUGGUGGUGCUGUGUUCAAGAACUUCAACCAGCGGACAAUCCAGAUUGGAGUGGUCAGCUGGGGAACACACGAUCUGUGCAACCCCACGGACAAAUACAUUGAGUCCACUGCUGAGUCCAGAGAUUUCCAUAUCAAUCUGUUUAGAAUGAUUCCUUUUCUUUCUCAGAACCUUGGAGAUGAUAGUCAAGAUUACACAGCACUGAAAUUCCUGAAAAACUGAGCAUAACUGCACGCUAUAAUUGGAUCAUAACAUAAAAUGUGCACUUAAGGCAUUUUAAACUCACACAUUUGCUCUCUUCUCAGACUUUGACCUUUGGGUUAUACCCCACAUGAGAGGGCAUUCAGUGUUUAUGUAACGUUUGAAAAUAAAUGUUCCCUCUAUUAACGAAUGAAUGAUUAUGUGUCUGUCAAAUCAGGUUUUAAUGUAUGUUCUGCUGUUUCAAAGAUGCAGAUAAUCUGGAAAAUAACUAUACUUUGGAUUAAAGCUAUCAUUGUAUUUUA
This is a messenger RNA of Gambusia affinis (western mosquitofish), 958 nucleotides long. RefSeq names its product complement factor B-like. NCBI's taxonomy places the organism in Eukaryota, Metazoa, Chordata, Actinopteri, Cyprinodontiformes, Poeciliidae. The record is from RefSeq and is a predicted model, not a curated record. The coding region runs from base 180 to 677 and encodes 165 amino acids. Gene Ontology annotation, biological process: complement activation; proteolysis. Gene Ontology annotation, cellular component: extracellular region. The transcript is spliced from 4 exons. Gene Ontology annotation, molecular function: serine-type endopeptidase activity.